CAUACAUCCCAGAAGAUCUACCUGCCUUCUUACCAAACACCAAAUUCAACCAUGGAUCCCCAGUCAGCAACCCCUUCCGCGCCCCUCUUCUUCUCCCACACCCCACGCACCCAGCUCCUCCUGCACUCUGCCCUCUCCUCCGCCGAACUUUUUGCUGCCUUUGCACCCCCGGCAUAUCUCGUUUCGACCCUUGUCCUCAGGCGGAGACCAUUCUCUAUAAGAGGCCUGAUGUACAGCUCGAUGGGUGGUGUUUUGGCUGGCGCGGUUGUGGGUGGUGGGUAUGCCUAUGUAAGAGGGAUGGGGGAGGGUGAAUUGAAGGUGAGAGGGAGGUUGACCAAGGUCGCAAUGGACGAAACGCAAGUCCGCCGAAAUGACUAUGCCACCAUCUCCGCUGCCUUGUCCGCCCUCCUCGUCCCGGCCGUCUUUCUCAAUCGAGCUCGUUUACCAAUCCUUGUCCUUGGAGGCGGAAGUAUAGGUUUAGGUGUGGGAGCUACAGCUUUUGUGGUGGAGAGAUUAACAAAGGGGCAGGAUACUGGCGUGAACAUGCCUGGGGACGAGAAGAGUCUGUAGUGAAAGGCGAUUAUGCAGAC
Messenger RNA from Cryptococcus deneoformans JEC21, 590 nucleotides. RefSeq lists its product as hypothetical. The record is from RefSeq and is a predicted model, not a curated record. NCBI's taxonomy places the organism in Eukaryota, Fungi, Basidiomycota, Tremellomycetes, Tremellales, Cryptococcaceae. The transcript is spliced from 3 exons. The coding region runs from base 52 to 570 and encodes 172 amino acids.